Messenger RNA from Neopelma chrysocephalum (saffron-crested tyrant-manakin), 565 nucleotides. RefSeq names its product nucleolar protein 8-like. Gene Ontology annotation, molecular function: RNA binding. The transcript is spliced from 5 exons. Bases 86 to 565 code for a protein of 159 amino acids. The record is from RefSeq and is a predicted model, not a curated record. Lineage: Eukaryota; Metazoa; Chordata; Aves; Passeriformes; Pipridae.
GGUAAAUUGAGUGGCGCCGAGAGGAGCGCACAUGGCGGCGGAAAGCAGAGUGUGUGUUCCCGGCGGGAUACUUUGAUUUCUCAGCAUGGACAAGGAGCAGGUUUCCAAACGUUUGUAUGUUGGGGGGCUUGGCCACGCGGUUUCCAAGGCUGAACUGGAAGAAAGAUUUGGCAAGUUUGGGCGUAUUUUGGAUGCAGAGAUUAUUACCAGAAAAGAUGAUGAGGGGAACCCUAUGAAGACUUUUGCUUACGUCAGUGUCAGCAUUUCGGAUGCAGAUCUUAGGAAGUGCAUGUCAAUUCUAAAUAAAACAAAAUGGAAAGGGGGGACACUGCAAAUCGAGUUGGCCAAAGAAAGCUUUUUGCACAGGCUUGCCCUGGAGAGGGAGGAAGCAAAGCUGCAGAAAGAAAAGCCACAGAGAAAUAACCCAACCUGUCUGUUGGAAUCACUGAAAAAGACUGGAGUUGUGGAUUUCCACAUGAAAGCAGUACCAGGUACAGAGGUGCCAGAGCACAAGGUAUGGUGGGGUAGAUGGGUGAGAGAGUUAAAGCAGCAGAAAGCAAGCUGA